Messenger RNA from Daphnia pulex (common water flea), 923 nucleotides. Its product is annotated as mpv17-like protein 2. Gene Ontology annotation, cellular component: membrane; cytoplasm. The record is from RefSeq and is a predicted model, not a curated record. Lineage: Eukaryota; Metazoa; Arthropoda; Branchiopoda; Diplostraca; Daphniidae. The transcript has 4 exons. The coding region runs from base 190 to 786 and encodes 198 amino acids. Gene Ontology annotation, biological process: mitochondrial ribosome assembly.
CUGAAAGCUGUCUGCUAACUUUAUAAACACACAAAACGUGAAACGUGGUUGUUGUUAGUUUGUGAAUAAGUAGAUUGCAUCGAGCCAGACUGUCAGAGCCACCGACUUUAUUGGAUCUGUUUAAAUAGUUGUAAAUAGAGAAAUGUUUCACAUCUCGUUUUAACGAAGAGUCCAUCGCUAAGGUUAGGAAUGCUAGUGAAAUCGUUCGCGCUAUCCUUAGCUCGUUUAAAAUGGAAGACGAUAGUUCAAACAAGCAAAGUCGCCGGGAAAACCUUGUUUGGCAGAUACUUGUUGGUUACAAAUGUAACAAUAUCCACUACCCUUAGCGGUGUUGGAGACGCCUUGCAGCAACAAUAUGAAAUUGUAACUGGUGAUAAACCUAACCUGACUUGGGAUAAGAAUAGAACACUAGAUAUGUCAGCAACUGGAACUGUAGUAGGAGUAAUUUGCCACUUCUGGUACAAUUGGCUUGACCAAAGAUUACCUGGAAAAGCUUUUAAAAUAAUAGCAAAGAAACUAUUGGUGGACCAAAUAUUUUUCUCCCCAUUCCUCAUUGCUGUGUUUUUUGGAACAGUUGGUGUUCUGGAACACAUGAGCACUGAAGAAGUAUUAGAAGAAAUCAAGUCUAAAGCAUGGAGGCUUUAUGCAGCUGAAUGGAUAGUCUGGCCUCCAGCACAAUUAAUUAACUUCUACCUACUGCCAACCAGAUUUAGAGUAUUGUAUGACAACACUAUAUCACUUGGCUAUGAUGUCUACACUAGUUAUGUCAAACAUGACAAAGGCUGAUUUUAUCUCUUGAUUACUGUGGGACCAACAGGAAUAUAUAUAGUGCAUAUACCGACUUGAGCAAUGAGCAACUAUGUAAUCAAUUACGCCUUAUCGUUAUCAUUACAAAUCAGGGUUCAAUUGCCUUACUGACAGUA